AUGAAUGCAACGAGUUUAUAUGUAUCAACAUGUCGGCUUGUAUUGCAAGCCGACGCUGAAGAUUCAAAUUCAUGGACAGAUUUAUACAGACUAGUACCAUAUUUAAGGCAAAGUCUCAGCUGUACGGUAUGCUCCAAUCUUUUGAUUGAACCUCAUACACCAACGGAGACAAAUUGUCAACAUCAUGUGUGUAGAGGUUGUCGUGGUGGCCGUAAAAAAUUAAAACCAUCGUGUGGCUGGUGCAAGGAUUACGACAAAUAUAUUGAAAAUGUACAACUACGAAUAUUAUUACAGUGUUACAAAAAGUUGUGUGAAUAUCUCACAAGUACUAAUAUUUACCGUAGUCUUAUUAUUACUGUGUCUUCAAAUGCUUCGAGCAAUAGUGCUGCUGUGGUUGGUGCCACCAGUCUUAUUGAGCUCAUUCAAGAAGGCACAGGUUUUAAAGAUGAAUUUAAAAGCAAUGCUGGAUUAUCAAAAUCUGCUUACAGUAUAUUGCCUUGUGUUUACACUAGUACAACGUCAACACAAACACAAGCUAACACGUUACAGCCAACCGUUGACCCGUUGGCAACAACUGUACCUGAAUCUCCAACAAUAAGAACUGUCUCAAAUGGAUCAUCAAUAUACUCUGUGAUGUAUGCAGGCUCGGGUAAUAAAAUAACAAUAAAACGCAAAGCUGCCACUUCUGUAGAAGACACUGAUCUCAGCCAACAGGAUAUUGAUAAUCCGUCGAGAGGAACUGCAGGAGGGGUAAAAUGCAUUCCAUCUUCACAACUUUCAUAUGGAACUUGUUCUCCAAAAAAAUCGUCAAAGGGCAGCAAAUCAUCAACAAGCUUCAAAAAACCAAGAUCUAGCUCAACAAGAAGCAAAAGAAAAGGAUGUAGGUGUGGAAAUGCUACGGCAAUACCAGGAAAAUUAACGUGUUGUGGUCAAAGAUGUCCUUGUUAUGUUGAAAGUAAGCCGUGUAUUGAAUGUAGAUGUCGAGGAUGUAGAAACCCUCAUACUGCUGAUGGUUUGAAAAUCAGGCCACAUAUACCAGAGCUACACAAUUUACAGUUACAGCUCUCGAGUCCACUUGAUUGUGAUAGUUUAAGUUCUGAUACACUUAGUUCAGUACAACAGUGUUUAUCAACAUCACCAACCACCAUUCAAGUACUAAAUGUUUAUUCAACACCAAGAUUAGACAUUGAUAAUGUACCACAAAACCUUCCUGCAGCUUUACUCGUUGGUGAAGAUGCGAUAGUUAGUACAGAAAGUGAAGCUGACGAUAGUGAUAUACAAAUUGACGUGUGA
Cotesia congregata is the source of this 1293-nucleotide messenger RNA. NCBI's taxonomy places the organism in Eukaryota, Metazoa, Arthropoda, Insecta, Hymenoptera, Braconidae. The record is from the annotation of a GenBank genome assembly.